Molecule: messenger RNA, 1605 nt
Organism: Emiliania huxleyi CCMP1516
Lineage: Eukaryota; Haptophyta; Isochrysidales; Noelaerhabdaceae
Exons: 4
Coding region: 1-1605 (534 amino acids)
Source: RefSeq, a predicted model, not a curated record
AUGUCCAAGAUGCUCGCUUCAGCAUGCAACCUUCACCACACGCAUAAGGACUACCGCAAGUGUGACCGUCAGCUCGAGUCAUCAACCCUCAUCCAGAUCGCUGCCGUCUAUGCUGUCGUGGUCCUCCUCUCCCUCGUCCUCCCUUUCCUCUCCAACCUGCGCACUUCUCAGGAGCUCGCCUCCUUUGGGCUCACGCUGGAGGUGACACGGACCGGUAUGCUGUCCAUCGUGGCGGUGGCUAUGCUAGCCAUCAACCUCCCGCUGUUCGACUUCAUGCGCGACAGCGCCGCGUGCUCCACCGCGCUCGGGGACUGCAACACCAUCUCGUGCGUGUGCGGCGCCGUAAUCUGGAACGGGUACGUUUUUAUGUUCGUCGUGCUCCUGCUGGGGCCCCUCAUCUGGGUGCGUAUGCUCGCAAAGGGCAUGCAGCCCUUCAACACGGCCGAGGUCCUGAAAGGGGAGGCCGUCCUCGAGGGCUGGCAGCGCGCGUACGAGCGGGCGGACGAGGCGACCCUCGGCGUAGCGGUCAGUGCCCUCGCGCGACUCGCCUGCAAUACUGACGGCGGCGCAGGCUUCAACUCUGGCCUUCGCUCGGCGCUCGGCUCCUUCCUCGCUGGCUUCGCGGCCCUCUGCCUUGAGGAGUCGCUCUCCGUCGAGCAGCGUCUGCAGCGUGCCGGCAUCGAGAGGCUCUUGGGCGCUGCCCUUUCUCCUCCCGCGCACGCCGGCCCGGACGCGCAUGGCGGGGCGAGCCUCCGCGCGACGCUCCUCUCGUGUGCGGCCGAGCUGACGCGGCGAGGCUCGGCGAGCGGCGGCGAGGCCCGGCUGGUCCCCAAGAUGAUGCGCAUGGCCACAAUUCCCUCCGGCGCCUCUGAAAGCAGCCGCGUCGAGAUGGCGUGGCGGCGCCUUCAGGAGGUCUCGCAGCCAGUCUGCGCGGCCGCGAGGCAGCGGCUCGAGGAGGAGUUCGACAGCUCUUCCCGGCUCGGCUCCAUCCGGCUGCUGCACGCGCUCUGGGAGGAGUUCGCGGCGGCGGCGGCUCCCGAGGGCGAGCAAGACGCGCAGCAGCAGGGUGGCUGGAGGAAGGCCCUCGCCGCGCUCGGAGGGUCGGUGAUGAACGCCGCGGUGGGCGCCUGCAUGUACGACGCAGUCGGCAAGGUUCGCCUCGCCGCGACGCGGCUGCUGCUCGCCGUCGCUCCCCACCUCCCUCCCGAGGAGGUGCUCAAGGCGCGGGACCGCGACCGCGAGACACGGCGUGUCGCGUUCCGUGUCGUCGCCCUCUUCACGGGCGAGCCCGACGCAGAGCUGCCGCCAUCGCUCUGCGACCCGGACGCAGUGGCGAUGCUGGUGGAGCGUGCGAGGAACGGCGCCGGAAGCACCGAUGAGAUGUGUGGGCUUGCGGCACGCGUCUUCUGGAGCUUCGUGAUCUCGCACGUGCCCGACCCAGCGUCGGCGCUCGUCAAGCUGCGGGUCGCGGAGAGGAUCUCCCUCUACGAGCCCCUGCUGCGAGAGAGGGCGAGCGAGCUCUUUGGCGCGCAGUUCGAUGACGCAAUGCUGGCGCCGGGAGACGACGGCGAGCAGGACGACGGCGACUUUGCCGACCCGCCGUGA